GAAUGUUUCUAGAGUUUACAAAGAUGAACAGGAGCUGGAAACCUAUAUAGGCUCAUAUCUCUAUGGUACCUGCAAUCAAAUAAUGAAUUGCUCGAAUCCAAAAAUCAAAGAAGCAGCAGUAUUUCAUGACCAAGGUCCCCAAUUUUUUGAUUAUAGCAUACGUCUCAAUCACACAUGGGCUUUCUCAGGAUUUCCUGAUGUUAAAUCCAUCAUGGAUGCAAAUGGUCCCCAACUUAAUGACUUGGAACUGUAUGGUUGCUUCGUACCUACAAUACAUCAAGUUUCAGGAUUUCCUGAUGUUAAAUCCAUCCAUCAUGGCGUAAAUACAAUACCAACAAUGCAAUACAGCUUCAGCGGUUUCUUAACUUUCCAGCAAGUUCUGGAUUCCUUUAUAAUUUUUGCGGCCCAACAAUCUGACACCAAAAAUAUAGAACUUCCUUCAUCUUUGCCCUCUGGCAAACCUUCCUCUCUUAAAGUGCCAUGGAUGAGUUAUGGUCCGUCAAACAUUCGAAUAGUCCCAUUUCCAACCCGUGAAUACACUGAUGAUGAGUUCCAGUCCAUUAUAAAAAGUAUCAUGGGUGUAUU
Prunus avium (sweet cherry) is the source of this 585-nucleotide messenger RNA. The record is from RefSeq and is a predicted model, not a curated record. Lineage: Eukaryota; Viridiplantae; Streptophyta; Magnoliopsida; Rosales; Rosaceae.